AUGUCUGCCUCGAUGAAGAGCCACAGCCAGAUCCCGGGCGAGCUCGUGGACGCGCCCGACCAAAGCAAACCCAGCAAGUCGCCCAAGAACUAUCGGGGGUUCGUCGCAGGCGUCUUCUCGGGCAUUGCAAAACUUUCAGUGGGGCAUCCGUUCGACACUAUUAAGGUGCGAUUACAGACGUCCGACAAGGCGCAUUUUCGAGGACCACUGGACUGUUUGACGCAAACGUUGAGGAAUGAGGGCGUGAAGGGAAUAUACAAGGGCGCGACGCCGCCACUAAUCGGGUGGAUGUUCAUGGACUCGCUUAUGUUGGGCUCACUGAGCGUAUACCGAAGAGUCCUGAACGACAAUAUCUUCCAUCCCGUAAGAUACCCAGGCGAACAGCAGGGGAAGCUGCCAGUAGUUGGGCACGCGAUGGCCGGUGUGAUGGCCGGUUGGACUGUGUCCUUCAUCGCGGGACCGGUCGAGCACAUCAAGGCGCGCUUGCAAGUGCAGUACGCAGCGGAGAAGAGUAAGAGGCUGUAUAGCGGGCCAGUUGACUGUCUGAAGAAGACAUUCAAGAACCACGGCAUCCGCGGUGUGUGGCACGGUCUCAGCGCAACUCUCCUCUUCCGCACAUUCUUCUGCUUCUGGUGGGGCUCGUACGACAAGUUCACCCAGUUGCUGAACACCCACACAACCCUCUCCGCUCCGGCCGUAAAUUUCUGGGCCGGUGGCCUGUCCGCUCAGAUCUUCUGGAUUACUUCGUACCCGAGCGAUGUGGUCAAGCAGCGGAUCAUGACAGAUCCUCUUGGCGCUGGGCGUAAGUUUCCGAGAUGGAGAGACGCGGCGAAGGCGGUAUACAGAGAGCAGGGCUGGAAGGGAUACUGGAGAGAGGCUUCGUGCCGUGCUUCUUGA
This is a messenger RNA of Didymosphaeria variabile, 897 nucleotides long. RefSeq lists its product as uncharacterized. Gene Ontology annotation, biological process: transport. The transcript has 3 exons. Bases 1 to 897 code for a protein of 298 amino acids. The record is from RefSeq and is a predicted model, not a curated record. Gene Ontology annotation, molecular function: transmembrane transporter activity. NCBI's taxonomy places the organism in Eukaryota, Fungi, Ascomycota, Dothideomycetes, Pleosporales, Didymosphaeriaceae.